AUGGAUCGACAGGGAAAUGAUAAAUCCACACCCAAGAAGACUUGCAAAAAGAGGCAGUCCUCGGAAUCUGAUAUCGAGAGUGUCAUGUACACCAUUGAAGCUGUUGCAAAGGGAGACUGGGGCAUCGAGAAGCUUGGAGAUACCCCUCGCAAGCAGGUGCAUACAUCCUCGAGUGGCAAGGGAAGCAUUUUGGAUGCCAAGCCACCAAAGAAGAAAGUGAAAUCAAGAGAGAAGAAAAUGUCAAAGGAGAGAUCCUCAGACACCACCCAAGAGUCAAGACCUCAAGAUUUUAUCAGUAUUUCUGCCAGCAAGAACAUUUCUGGUGAGGUCCCAGAGGGUAUAAAAGCAGAACCUUUGACCCCUACGGAGGAUGCAUUACCACCCAGUCUAUCGGGACAGGCCAAGCCUGAGGACAGUGAGUGUCACAGAAAAAUAGAGACUUGUGGCUCCCGGAAAUCUGAGAGGUCUUGCAAAGGUGCUCUUUAUAAAACCCUGGUGUCUGAGGGUAUGCUCACCUCUCUGCGAGCUAAUGUUGGCAGAGGGAAACGAAGGUCAGGAAAAGGAAAGUCCUCUGAUCAUGAAGAGUGUUGGCAUGAAGAAAGCUGGACAUUUCACCAGAGUGGGACCAGUGGAAGCAAGAAGUUCAAGAAGACAAAGCCAAAGGAAGACUCUCUCCUUGGCUCAGCAAAGCUGGAUGAAGAAUUUGAAAAGAAAUUCAACAGCCUCCCUCAGUAUAGUCCUGUUACAUUUGACCAGAAAUGUGUACCUGUCCCAAGAAAAAAGAAGAAGACCGGACAUAUGUCCUCAGAACCGACCAAAACCAGCAAAGGUCCUUUCCAGUCUCAGAAAAAGAACUUAUUCCACAAAAUUGUCAGCAAAUACAACCACAAAAAGGAGAAGCCUAAUGUUCCAGAAAAAGGAAGUGGGAAUAAAUGGUCAAACAAGCAACUCUUCUUGGCUGCCAUUCACCCUACAGAAGCCAUAUUUUCAGAAGACAGAAACACCACAGAGCCUGCUUAUAAGGUUACAAAUGCCCCAUCCAUUCCCAACACUCCAGAGCCAACAAGGGCGCAAGAACCCUUGGUGGGCAGUCAAAAGAGAAAAGCAAGGAAAACCAAGAUCACACACCUUGUCAGGACAGCAGAUGGCCGGGUAUCACCAGCAGGAGGUACUUUGGAUGACAAACCAAAGGAACACCUGCAGAGGAGUCUUGUUAAGGUGACCGAGACAGGCUGCAAUGACGCAUGCUCACACAACCGAGAGGCCACGGAGACGCGGAGCAGCACCCCGGAGAUGCCCGCCGUGUCUGCGUUCUUCAGCCUCGCUGUGCCGGCCGAAGUGGCUGCCAUGGAAAAUGCAUAG
Molecule: messenger RNA, 1362 nt
Organism: Mesoplodon densirostris (Blainville's beaked whale)
Lineage: Eukaryota; Metazoa; Chordata; Mammalia; Artiodactyla; Ziphiidae
Product: HMG box transcription factor BBX-like
Exons: 1
Coding region: 1-1362 (453 amino acids)
Biological process (GO): regulation of transcription by RNA polymerase II
Cellular component (GO): nucleus
Molecular function (GO): DNA-binding transcription factor activity, RNA polymerase II-specific; RNA polymerase II transcription regulatory region sequence-specific DNA binding
Source: RefSeq, a predicted model, not a curated record